AUGAAGAAGCUCGUGAUUAAGCCAUAUCGGCAGACUAUUGGCAUGGAUCAAGCACGUGCUCAAGAGAUAUGGACACUAUUACGUACUGCUAUCUAUGAGAUCUUUUCACACAAUGCAAGUCUGCUUUCAUUUGAAGAACUCUAUCGUAAUUCCUACAACUUGGUCUUGCAUAAACAUGGUGAUGUGCUAUAUAAUGGUGUUGUAGGUGUAAUUACAGAGCAUUUACAGACUGUAGCACAUCAAGUAGCAUCUGUUUCGGAUGAAUUAUUACUUGUCACACUCAAUGAACAAUGGAUUGAUUAUCAGGUUGUGAUGACCAUGGUACGAGAUAUUCUCAUGUACAUGGAUCGCACGUAUGUAACACAGAAGCGUAAACUUCCAGUCUAUGAUCAUGGUCUAUAUAUCUUUCGUGACGUUAUUGUACGUCACGAUAGCGUGCGUGAUCGAUUGCGUACGCGUCUAUUGCUGAGUAUUGAACGAGAAAGACACGGCGAACUGAUUGACCGAGACUUGAUUAAAAGUAUAUUACGUAUGCUCAUUGACCUUGGUGUACAUUCAAAUACAGUGUAUGAAAAAGAUUUUGAAAAGCAUUUUCUUGAUACGACGUUGGAUUUUUACCGAGCUGAAGCACAAACAAUGCUCGAUGUUGCAACGUGUUCCGAGUACUUGGAGAAAGCAGAGCAACGGUUGAAUGAAGAAGGAGCACGGGUGUUGCAUUACUUGAACCCAUCAACUGAACACAAGUUAAAGACAAUUGUAGAGACGCAAUUAAUCAAGAAUCAGGCCAAAGCUCUAGUCGAGAUGGAACACUCUGGAUGUAUUGUGCUAUUUCGUGACGGAAAGACACAGGCGCUGCGUAGGAUGUACUCGCUUUUCCGACGAGUACCAAGCACACUACCUAAAAUGAGUGACUGCGUGUUGCACUAUAUUAAAACUACUGGAGAGGAGGUGGUCAAAACACAGUCGAAUCCCGAGACUGCAUUGGAUGCGUCGCAGUUUAUGGAAAAGCUUCUUGCAGUGCGCGAAAAGUUUGUCGGUUAUUUGUCGGAUUGUUUUUUUGACGACCCGCAAUUUCACAAAUCCAUUAAACAGGGAUUUGAGGCAUUUAUGAACACCAGCACAGUCUGUGCUGGAUAUCUUGCACACUAUCUGGACGAGUUACUGCGCUCGAAAAACAAAUUUGAAGAGGAGAUGGAUGCUCGUGUAACUCAAGUAAUUGCAUUGUUCCGGUAUCUACAGGACAAAGAUGUUUUUGAGGAGUUCUACAAGGUUUUGCUCGCCAAGCGUCUUCUGAAUAGCCGUGGCACCUCGGACGAGGCUGAGAAGCUUGUAAUUUCGAAGCUUAAGGCCGAGUGUGGCUACCAGUUUACGUCCAAAUUGGAGGGUAUGUUCAAGGAUAUGAGUAUAUCGAAAGACCUGAUGGAGCUUUACCGGAAAUCAGGCUACGACGCCCGAGGUAGCAGUUUCAGUAUUGACAUGUCUGUCACACCGAUGCCGUUAUCGGUGCACGUAUUGACAAGUGGAUUCUGGCCCACGGAGAUGGCUCCUAUGUGUGCUUUUCCAUUGGAGCUUGUCCAGCUGACACAGAGAUUUGAGUCUUUCUAUUACGCACGACACAAUGGCCGUAAAUUGGCGUGGAUGGCAAAUAUGGGUACCGUUGAUGUUCGUGCAUCGUUUUCGGCGGGAGCAGAAGACAUUCAUCGUCGCCACGAGCUGAACGUGUCUACUUACCAAGCUGUCAUUUUGAUGCUGUUCAACCAGCGCUUGGAGUGGCACUUUCGGGAGUUAGUUGAGCGCACGCGUAUUGAUGUGAAGAAUCUAAAGCGGCACUUGAUAUCUCUCUGUACGCCAAAGUACAAGAUUUUGAUCAAGAGCUCAAAAGGAAAACGUAUUGAUGAGGAAACUGACGUGUUCACAGUGAAUGCCGCUUACAAGUCAAAACUACAUCGCGUACGGAUACCGCUUGUAUCACAAAAGGAGACGUCUUUGUUACCUGCUGUGGUGUCAAGUUUAAGCAAUCCAGCCGACGUGCUGCCACCUACCGUCGCUGAGGACCGCAAGCAUCUUGUCGAGGCAGCAAUCGUGCGUAUCAUGAAGACGCGCAAACAGAUGCAACACAACCAGCUGAUUGCCGAAGUCACUCGCCAAAUGUCAGGUCGUUUCACGCCAUCUCCACAGCUCAUUAAGCUGCGCAUCGAGAGCCUCAUUGAGCGUGAAUAUCUUCACCGCAGCACGACGGACCGACGAAUGUACAACUAUUUAGCGUAA
Messenger RNA from Peronospora belbahrii, 2268 nucleotides. The record is from the annotation of a GenBank genome assembly. NCBI's taxonomy places the organism in Eukaryota, Oomycota, Peronosporomycetes, Peronosporales, Peronosporaceae.